AUGCCCGGAGCGGCUGCAGGGACGGCGGCUACAGGAGCAGGCUCGUCAGGAGCGAUAGCAGCGGGGAUGCUCCCAGCUCAGGAGGCGGCCAAGAUCUACCACACCAACUACGUGCGGAACUCGCGGGCCAUCGGCGUGCUCUGGGCCAUCUUCACCAUCUGCUUUGCCAUCGUCAACGUGGUGUGCUUCAUCCAGCCGUACUGGAUCGGGGACGGCGUGGACACCCCGCAGGCGGGCUACUUCGGGCUCUUCCACUACUGCAUCGGCAACGGCUUCAGCCGGGAACUCACCUGCCGGGGCAGCUUCACGGACUUCUCCAGCCUGCCCUCGGGAGCCUUCAAAGCUGCGUCCUUCUUCAUCGGGCUCUCGAUGAUGCUCAUCAUCGCCUGCAUAGUCUGCUUCAUCCUCUUCUUCUUCUGCAACACAGCCACCGUCUACAAGAUCUGCGCCUGGAUGCAGCUGACCUCGGCUGCCUGUCUCGUCCUGGGUUGUAUGAUUUUUCCUGAUGGCUGGGAUUCAGAUGAGGUAAAACGGAUGUGUGGUGAAAAGACAGACAAGUACACGCUGGGGGCUUGUUCAGUCCGCUGGGCGUAUAUCCUGGCAAUUAUUGGAAUCUUGGAUGCCCUGAUCCUCUCAUUUCUGGCUUUUGUGCUUGGAAACAGACAAGACAGCUUGCUAGCAGAGGAGCUCAAGUUGGAAAACAAAGUCCUACUAAGCCAAUCCUCACUAGAAUGAGCACAAAACAAAUGAAUAACAGCUUUUGUACAUCAACAUUAAAAUGGGAAGAAGCUUGGGAAAGGGCCUCCAACAGAGAAGAAUGCUGACAAGUGCAAAAAUGCCUGAUGGAUAAGCACCACCUUCUAAACAUAGAUCAGCCAGACAUGGAAGUGAUUUCAGAAGAGAAAUGCAAUCAUGGAUUACACACCAGCUCAUUAGAAACUGUUGAUGAAUACAGCAUCCAGAAGACAUGCAUGAAAAGUC
This is a messenger RNA of Sturnus vulgaris (Common starling), 981 nucleotides long. RefSeq names its product LHFPL tetraspan subfamily member 3 (gene LHFPL3). The record is from RefSeq and is a predicted model, not a curated record. Gene Ontology annotation, biological process: sensory perception of sound. Gene Ontology annotation, cellular component: plasma membrane. NCBI's taxonomy places the organism in Eukaryota, Metazoa, Chordata, Aves, Passeriformes, Sturnidae.